AUGUCGUCGUCUCUCGCCCGAUCGGCCCCGCUCGUGUUCCCGGCCGCCGGCAAGCACACGGCCACCGUCAUCUUCGCCCACGGCCUCGGCGACACCGGCAACGGCUGGGCGAGCGCCGUCGAGAACUGGAGGCGGAGGCAGAGGCUUGACGAGGUCAAGUUCGUCCUGCCUCACGCGCCCCAGAUCCCCAUCACCUGCAACUGGGGCAUGCGCAUGCCGGGCUGGUUCGACAUUAAAAAGCUCGACGGCACCGUCGAGGGCCUCCGCGAGUCCGAGGACGAGCCCGGCAUCCUUGCCUCGGCCCAGUACUUCCGGUCCCUCAUCCAGGCCGAGGUCGACGCGGGCAUCCCCGCCGACCGCAUCGUCCUCGGCGGCUUCAGCCAGGGCGGCGCCUUGUCCAUCUUCGCCGGCCUGACGUGCCCGCAUCGCAUCGCCGGCAUCGUCGGCCUGUCGUGCUGGCUGCCGCUCAGCAACAAGUUCGCCGGCCUCGUGCCCGCCGACAAGCCGAACCAGGACACGCCUCUCUUCCUGGGUCACGGCGAUGCCGACCCCCUCGUCCGCCAUGAGCUCGGCGCGCUGAGCGCCGAGGCGCUGACCAAGCUCGGCUACAAGGUUACGAGGAAGAUUUACCCCGGCAUGCCUCACGCCGCAUGCCCCGAGGAGCUGGACGAAGUUGAGGCUUUUCUGCGGGAGAGACUGCCGCCGACUCAGAAGUGA
Molecule: messenger RNA, 717 nt
Organism: Colletotrichum graminicola M1.001
Lineage: Eukaryota; Fungi; Ascomycota; Sordariomycetes; Glomerellales; Glomerellaceae
Product: phospholipase/Carboxylesterase
Exons: 4
Coding region: 1-717 (238 amino acids)
Biological process (GO): protein depalmitoylation
Cellular component (GO): cytoplasm
Molecular function (GO): palmitoyl-(protein) hydrolase activity; carboxylic ester hydrolase activity
Source: RefSeq, a predicted model, not a curated record